Paramormyrops kingsleyae is the source of this 1787-nucleotide messenger RNA. RefSeq names its product adenylate kinase 6 (gene ak6). Lineage: Eukaryota; Metazoa; Chordata; Actinopteri; Osteoglossiformes; Mormyridae. Gene Ontology annotation, molecular function: ATP binding; ATP hydrolysis activity; AMP kinase activity. Gene Ontology annotation, cellular component: nucleus; cytoplasm. The record is from RefSeq and is a predicted model, not a curated record.
GAGGACUGUCGCGUUAUAAUGACGUUUAUUUACGACCCCAUGUGAAAAAAUUGGAUUUUCAUGGGAUAUGUGAUAUCGAUUAGCUCUUUUAUUAAUACAUUUUGUUUCAUUUUUCCUUUAUGAAUGACUUAAUUUAGCUGCUAACUAAUUUUCAAAUAUCGAAAAUUAAUCUGGGCUGCAAGCAACAUUUCUAGUCUAUAUCAGACAUUUCGUAUUUUGUCCAUUGCCGUUACACGUGGAGUAAUGAAAAUCAUGAAGCGACCGAAUAUUCUUCUAACAGGAACCCCCGGAGUAGGAAAAACCACACUAGGGAAGGAACUAGCACAGAGAACGGGGCUGACGUAUAUCAACGUGGGUGAUCUAGCACAGGAAGGAGAAUUAUAUGAUGGUUUUGAUGAUGAAUACCAGUGUCCUGUGUUAGAUGAGGAUAGGGUGGUUGAUGAGCUGGAGGACAGGAUGAAUGAAGGUGGGGUGAUUGUGGACUACCAUGGCUGUGAUUUCUUCCCCGAGCGGUGGUUCCAUAUAGUAUUUGUACUGCGCACAGACAACUCUCAACUGUACACCCGCCUAGAGAGCAGGGGUUACUCGGGGAAGAAGCUUCAGGACAACAUCCAGUGUGAGAUCUUCCAGACCAUUUAUGAGGAAGCCAUGGAGGCUUAUAGACAAGAGAUUGUCCACCAGCUGCCUAGCAACAAGCCAGAAGACCUUGAAAACAAUCUAGAACAGAUUGUUCAGUGGAUAGACCAAUGGAUAAAGGAUAACAACUGAAGGCCUUUGCAUGUGCACAGUAGCUUAUUACAUUCCCUCAGCUGGGAAUGCAUAGUUAAGUUUAAAUAUUAAAUAUUAUCAAUUAUGAAAUAUGUCAUGGAUGCAUGGAGAAAAUGUCAGUUUUCUCAUUCUGAACAUGAACACCAUUAUGUGCUAUACUUAUCAGUGGAAUGUUUGAUCCACUUUACAUGAUAGCUCAAAUUCAAAAAAUGCUUCACUUUCUGCUACUUCCAUGUAUACUCUGAAGCCAGUAUUUCCAUUGGGUGACUGGCAGAGAAAUAAAUAAUGAAUUUGCCGUCAUGCUGUAAACCAGAGAUAACAGCAGUUUAGUACCAAAGGAGUGCAGUUCAAGUAACGUACUGAGUGUUUUACAAUCAGCUUCUCAAACAUUUACUGUUAUGAGGUGUUGGUACUACAGGGUGAUAAUUAAACUAGGAGGCAGUUGACUUAAUUGGCACAGAUAAUGGCAGCCUGGAGACAGAUGGACAGUUUAGGCCCAAAAUCAGUAUUUCCCCUAAUAAUUUAUAUACAAAGUGUUGAAAUAUGGUCUGGUUUUAUUCAUUUAUUUUUUCGUCAUUGGAUUAUAUGUGCCAACAAGAGGACUUAGUUUGUGAAAUACUUAAAUUCUCCACAAAUUGGCUUAAGAUGGUAUUCACCUGAAUAUUAUAUAUAUAUAUAUAUAUAUAUAUAUAUAUAUAUAUAUAUAUAUAUAUAUAUAUAUAUAUAUAUAUAUAAUUUGCAUUUAAAUAAACAACAGGGCGAACUGUUCUUAUACUGCAAUAUAAUUAUGUUCAUUUUCAGUCUUUUAUAGAAAAUGAAAUGCAUAUUUUGUCUGUACAUGGGUUUGAAUAUAGAUGGCUUAUUAAAAACUUUAAAGGCACAAUAUUGAUGGAUGCAAGAUAAUUGGUUUCCUUAUAAGAAUGCCUUAUGCUGCUUUGAAAAAGCAAAAAGUCUGAUUCAUCUAUGGCUUUUACAAAUACAUCACUGAUUGCAAAUUAAACGUUUGCUAUAUCUUGUGA